Molecule: messenger RNA, 1691 nt
Organism: Spirodela intermedia
Lineage: Eukaryota; Viridiplantae; Streptophyta; Magnoliopsida; Alismatales; Araceae
Source: the annotation of a GenBank genome assembly
AUGGCCCCUAUGGCUCCGAUGAGGAAGAGAACCAGAGCUCCAGCGCCUUCCUCUCCUCUUCCUGCGAGAGGGGGCGGUGGGGACAGGGGCUCUGAGAUCUGCUGCGAGGAGUGCGGAUCCGGUCACGCCGGCGAGGUGCUCCUGCUCUGCGACAAGUGCGACCGCGGUUUCCACACCUUCUGCCUCCGCCCUAUCCUCGCCAGCGUCCCCAAUGGCGCCUGGUUCUGCCCCUCCUGCUCCAAGCCCAGGAAGCCCCGAAGUAUGCCCUUACACUGGCUCCUCAGUCCAGUCAUUCCGCAUCACUCUCUCUAUCUCUCUUUCUCUCUCUCCUUCCCCCCCUUGUGUGUGUGUGUGUGUUUGUGUCUAGUUUCUUGUAUUUCAGAGCAUCCAAUCUAAAAUCUUCGCCGUCCCCCUCACUCUUCUUUCUCUAAUUUCGGCUGUUUCAGAGUUUCCUCUUGUCCAGACGAAGAUCGUAGACUUCUUUCGGAUCCAGAGGCCAUUAUCGGACUCUGACAGCGCGUGGAAGAAGCAGCAGCGGAGGAAGAGGGUGGGAGGCCUCGUGGUGGCCAAGAAGAAGAGAAAGCUGCUGCCCUUCGUCCCCAGCGAGGACCCUAAGCGCAGGCUGGCCCAGAUGGCGUCCCUGGCGACAGCGCUGACAACCACGGGAACCCAGUUCAGCAACGAGCUCACCUACUCCCCCGGCAUGGCGCCCAGAUCGGCCAACUGCGCUGCCCUUGAACGGGGGGGGAUGCAGGUGUGAAACUCUGACGCCCACGCCCAAAUCCGCCGUAGAUUAAUCAAUCUAGAUUGCCUCUGAUGAGUUUCCAAUGCUACCCACUUUGUUGAAUCUUCUCUGGAUCAUGGAAAUCUCCAGGUUCUGUCGAAGGAGGACGCGGAAACGUUAAAUAUAUGCAAGAGAAUGAUGGAAACGGGGAAAUGCCCACCUCUAAUGGUGGUUUUUGAUCCCAACGAAGGGUGACGUUUCUUUCUUCCCUGAUUCUCAUAUUUUCCCUUCCCAUUUUCUGUGCUUUCCAGCCUCAUUGCCUCAUUCCGAUCGAAACAGGUUCACAGUGGAAGCUGAUAAGUUCAUCAAGGACCUCACAGUAGUUGCAGAGUACGUGGGCGACGUCGAUUACCUGAAGAACCGGGAGCACGACGAUGGCGACAGCAUGAUGACUCUUCUAUCCGCAGAUAACCUCUCCAGAAGCCUCGUCAUAUGUCCCGACAAGCGGGGGAACAUCGCCCGAUUCAUCAGCGGCAUCAACAAUUACACUCCGUAAUCUUCUGCCCCAUCAAGUUGACUAUUUUACAUUUUAAAAAAAAGAAAAGGAAAAAGUGAAGCUUAUUUUUUUCUGCUCGUCAUAGUUUUUCAAAUCUGUGAGUGAAACCGAGUAAGAACAUCCUUAGAGCCACUAAGAGAAACAGGGUCUGUUGUUGAAUGAGAUGGGCCUACUACUCCACUGAUAGCGGAUGAUAUCCGCCUCUUUCCUCCCUCUAACAUCUACCAUCCGAUCUCCGUCGCCUGAUUCAGGGGCGGGAAGAAGAAGCAGAACCUGAAAUGCGUGAGAUUCAAUGUGGGAGGCGAGGGCCGCGUCCUGCUGAUCGCAAUCCGAGACAUAUCGAGAGGCGAGAGGUUGUACUACGACUACAAUGGGUACGAGAAGGAGUACCCGACUGAACAUUUUUUCUAG